Arachis ipaensis is the source of this 581-nucleotide messenger RNA. NCBI's taxonomy places the organism in Eukaryota, Viridiplantae, Streptophyta, Magnoliopsida, Fabales, Fabaceae. The record is from RefSeq and is a predicted model, not a curated record.
UUUUUGUCUCAUCAACACAAAUGUCCAAAAAAGAGGUGGCAACGUUUAACACCGCCAUUUCAUAUAUAUAUUCUUCAGUUACGUUAUUAUUCCUUCAUCCUUAAGGUUCAAGCUUGAGAUAUAUAUAACUUUCAUCGCUAAGCAAUCGUUAAAAAAAAUAGCAUUCACAUCCUUAGCUUCUGAGUUAUUAUUCAUGGAAGAAAAAGAUGAAGGACAAAGAUCAGCUAAUCCUCCUCUGGAAAAGCCUAAUGAGGGGUUGCCAAUGUCAUACAAUCAACCUGUAGAAUCAAACAAUCUCAAGAAAACAAGUUGGCCAAAGCUGGUAGGCACCACUUCUGAAGAAGCACAGAAAAAGAUAAAGAAGGAGAUGGGUGAGGCUGAUAUCCAGCUGAUUCCACCGGGUUAUUCUGUCACUUUUGAUUUUCGAUCCCAACGAGUUCGAAUUUAUGUUGAUGAAUCUGACAAGGUCAUUAGGACUCCCAGCAUUGGCUAGCUUUUCCAAUCCAUCUUGCUAAUUCUGUAAACAUAUAUUUUAAAUAGAGAAAUAUUCGAGUGUUAGUAGAAUUUAUUGUUUUUUAUCA